CCAUUACUCUACUCCUACUCCAGCUGACACUCCAGCUUAGUCAUUGGAACAAAAGUAGUGUGAUCAGCGAAAAAUCACUUAAACCAGCAAACCUUUCAUAAUCAUUGACAUUGAGCGACCUUUGUGACAGUAUAAAUAUCUGUGUACGUUACAGUUGUAGUCAUUCUUUUGGUAUCUUGUGGAGAAGGCGCAUUGAACUAUUUAAAAUGGCGUCUGGGGUAGUGAGGUUCGGUACCAUUGACUACGCUGUAUUUGCACUUAUGUUAUGUAUAUCUGUCAUCAUUGGUAUUUACUAUGCUUUAUCUGGAGGAAAACAGAAAACAACGGCCGAGUUUCUACUUGGUAAUCGUAAAAUGAUGGCUAUCCCUGUGGGAUUGUCUCUCCUUGCUUCGUUUAUGUCGGCCAUCACAAUUCUUGGUGUCCCUGCUGAAAUGUACACGUUUGGGACACAAUAUUGGAUGAUAAUUAUAUCUUAUGUGAUCUUAUUUCCCACUGUCGCCUUGGUGUUUGUACCUGUGUUCCGUGCUGUGGACAUCACGAGUUCAUAUGAGUAUCUGGAAAGACGUUUUUCGUUUGGAAUGCGCUCACUUGGAAGUAUAAUGUUUAUCAUACAAACGUGUUUGUAUAUGGCUAUCGUGACAUAUGGUCCAUCACUUGCUAUGGAAGCAGUGACGGGUUUCCCUGUGUGGAUAUCGAUCUUAGUUAUUGGUGUAGUCUGUACAAUUUAUACAACUAUAGGUGGUAUGAAAGCAGUAAUCUGGAAUGAUGUCAUUCAAGUUCUUGUAAUGGUUGGUGGGUUGAUUGCAGUUGUAAUUGUUGGUAGUCAAAGAGUUGGUGGAUUUACUCGUGUAUGGGAACUAUUAGAAAAAGGGGAUCGCUUAAAGUUUUUUGACUUCAAUCCCGAUCCCACCCAAAGACUAUCUAUCUGGAGCCUCAUGAUUGGUGGUGCCUUUGGAUUGUUUCCUCUAUGGGCUGUCAAUCAAACAGCGGUACAAAGGUUUCUGUCUGCCAAGUCAAACAAAGAUGCCAGAAGGUCUGUUUGGAUCAACCUUCCCUUAAGUAUCUUUGUUGUAUCACUUUGUGCAUUGUGUGGUUGCGUCAUUUAUGCUUUUUAUCAUGAUUGUGAUCCAAAGACAAACAAAGCCAUCACUAGUGGAGAUCAGAUUCUUCCUUACUUUGUAUUGCAUGUGUUGGGUGACAUCCAAGGAAUCUCUGGUUUAUUUCUAGCUUGCUUAUUCAGUGGAACUCUAAGUACCUUAUCGUCUGGAUUGAAUUCGUUGGCUGCUGUAGUUUUAGAAGACAUCAUUAAACCAAUCAACAAAAGACGGUCAGUAGUAUUGUCAGAAACCAAGGCAACACUGAUCACCAAAAUCUUAGCUCUAAGUUUUGGAGUACUAACGAUUGGGCUUUCAUUCCUGGCAAUGAAACUUGGUGCCAUACUAACAACGUUUUACCGUGUCUUUGGAGUGGUUGGGGGCCCUGUGGUGGGUGUAUUUUGUCUUGGUAUGCUCACUAGAAAAGCUAAUACAAGGGGUGCUUAUGCAGGACUAUUAGGUGGUCUUAUAAUUGGUCUGUGGAUAGGUGUUGGUGCUCAAAUAUACCGUCCACCUCUCUCUAUCGCCCAACUAUCUACCGCUGGAUGUGUUCAAGGGCUCAACACAACAUUUACGUCAAAUUCUACGUUUAAUCCCAGUAUGAAUGGAACAGCUGCAACUCCUAAAAGCUACGAUGGUCUGGCUCUAUACAAGUUAUCUUUCCUGUGGUACAGUGCGGUUUGUUUCCUGGUUACCUUCAUCGUUGGUAUUGUUGUUAGUACCAUAUUUCCAGGUGAUCAUGACAGUGCAUCAGUCGAUCCACGACUAUUAUUCCAUUUUAAGAGAUGUUGUAGAAGAACUAAAGGCGAGCAUGAUCUCGCAUCAUGUCAGCAGGACCGCGAAGAGGUUUUUCCUACUCAAUUGAAUGGUCCAUACAGAGAGGUGAAAUCUACCACAGGCCUAAUCAAAGAAUCGUCCAUGUAAACGAUCCAAGUUGGAAUUCAGUGCACCGUGAGAAGUCCAAGCAACAGGAGCCAUGAUCUCGGUUAACGCUCGGAAAUAAGUUAUGUUUAUGUGUAAAACGACAAAAAUAUAAUUUUUCAUAAGUAAUACUGUGCCUUUUGUACCUUUGAAACAUAGUUGAUAGUAUUUUAUAUAGGUUUUAUUAAAUGGGAUAAGCUUGUCAUGUAAAAAUAAAAAUUGAAAAAAAGUUACGACAUUUACUCGAUAUCAGCAAAAUGGAUAAGUAUAGUGAUAAAAAUAAUCACCGUCAAAAUAUGCAAAAGUUACCAAAAUUUAGGAAAACCAUACUAGUCUGUACUUGUCAUAUAGAAAAUUUCACUUCAGUAGUGUAGUGAAGGAAAAGUCGAAACUUUAAUUUCUCAUUGUUUUUACUAGUCAUGUUGGAUUGACUUACCGUCGUCUAUGAAAUGACUAUUUCGGUAAAAUCUAACAACAAACAGCUGAAAACAAUCUAAAGCCGUCUACUACUAACUAUUUAUCUUUGGGUCCAGACAACGGAAAUCUUUAUUUAUAUCAUUUAUAGAGUUUUUAUGUUUUAAGUAAAGUAAUUAAAAUACAGAGAUAAAUAAAGUGCCAAUUUUAAUAA
This is a messenger RNA of Exaiptasia diaphana, 2643 nucleotides long. Its product is annotated as sodium-coupled monocarboxylate transporter 1. Gene Ontology annotation, biological process: transmembrane transport; sodium ion transport. Gene Ontology annotation, molecular function: symporter activity. The record is from RefSeq and is a predicted model, not a curated record. Gene Ontology annotation, cellular component: membrane. Lineage: Eukaryota; Metazoa; Cnidaria; Anthozoa; Actiniaria; Aiptasiidae. The transcript has 15 exons. The coding region runs from base 207 to 2018 and encodes 603 amino acids.